Knipowitschia caucasica is the source of this 498-nucleotide messenger RNA. The record is from the annotation of a GenBank genome assembly. Lineage: Eukaryota; Metazoa; Chordata; Actinopteri; Gobiiformes; Gobiidae.
AUGGGCUACUGCCGUGUUUUUCAACCUGUGGGCCGUGCGCUGUCAGUGUUGCGGUCCAGUGAAGAGGUGGCACCCGCUCCGCAGAACAAGUUCAUAGGAGACAUUGAGGAGCUGGCGGCGAGCUACGAGCGGAAACUUAUCGAGGUGGCGGAGAUGCACGGCGAGCUUAUCGAGUUUAAUGAACGCCUGUACUGCUCCCUCAUGGCCAAGGACCGUCUUAUUGUCCACAUGAGACAGGAACUCAUCGACCUCCGCGGACCGAUUCCCGGUGAUUUGAGCCAGACAUCGGAUGACCCCAGUUUGUCGGAUUUUGAAACCGCCCACCGAGCCCUCAUCAAUGUGUGGAUCCCCUCAGUGUUCCUUCAGGGCCGCGCUGCCAACGCCUACCACGUCUAUCAGAUCUCGUGUCAAUAUGGACGGGACACGCUACGAGGCCAUGUUUUAUCUGCUGUGAUUCAUGGAUCACAGAGCAACAAUGCUACUCUGAACUACGCCUAA